AUGAGCCCGGUGGUACUACGACCGGAUAUUGAUCCAGGUCGUUUCUCGAGUCUUGACAUUUCUCGCAACCAAGUUCUUCUACGGUACCUCUCCCCAGGAAUAUUAGGAGUUGCUACCCAACUAGAACUUUAUGCUGUCACCACUCUCUACUUCUCUCGUGAAAGCCUUAGAUUUGCUCUCCAACGACAGCCAGCGAGUCCGCAACGAUCGAUCCCCACAAGCGCUGCGGAAAGAGCUCAUCCCCAGAAGCCUGGAGAACCGAAAUCUGGCAACUAUCAGGAAGAUACUCAGGUUGUCGUGAAUCUUUCUUACCUAGCUGUUGCAAUAGGUGGCCCUCUGAUAUAUCUUCUGGGCUUGUUUUAUUCUCGAUUUGCCAAACAUGAUGUCGUCAAAGUACCAUUUUUCGAAAGCAGCCUCAAAGUAACAGGUUUUGCAUGCUUUUUAGAACUAUUGACAGAACCGUGUUUUGCUGUAGUCCAACACAGAAUGCUUUAUAAAAUAAGAGCAUUAGCUGAAACAACAGCUGCCGUUAUGAAAGCCUCGACCACCUGUGGGAUCAGUAUAUGGGCAUCUCAACGGGGAAUGGAUAUAGGCGUUUUACCCUUCGCUGUGGGCCAAACAGCUUAUGCAUUUACCCUUCUUUUUGCCUAUUUCUUCACUAUUGGCUCAUAUUCAAUCCGAAAUGGUUUCUCGGUAUUUCCUCUUGCCAUCCGUCACCGGGACACAACCAAUUACUUUUUGAACCUUUUCUCUAUUCCUCUAUUCUCCCUCAGCAUCAAUAUAUACGCUCAGUCGGUGGUAAAGCAUAUCCUCACCCAAGGUGACUCAGUGGCGCUUGCUGCGUUUUCAACCCUUGAGGAGCAAGGCCUGUAUGCGUUAGCCUCCAACUAUGGAAGUCUUGUUGCAAGAAUUAUUUUCCAGCCUAUUGAGGAAAGCUCCCGGAAUGUGUUUGGAAAGCUUCUCACUUCCAGCAAAACAAAACCGGCAACAACACAGAGCCUGAAGCGGGCCAAGUCAUACCUCUGUGAUAUCCUCCAUGCUUACGGUAUUUUUUCGAUAAUCAUCUGCGCCUUGGGUCCAAACAUAGCCCCGCAGCUGCUCAGGCUCCUCAUAGGCUCUCAGUGGUCACGUCCUGGCAUCUUUAGCCUCCUCUCCAACUACUGCUAUUACAUUCCGUUGCUAGCAUUCAAUGGCAUUACCGAGGCCUUCAUCGCAUCUACGGCGACACAUUCAGAGCUACGGCAACAGUCCGGCUGGAUGGGCGCUUUCUCUGCUGGAUUCAUUACUGCGGCCUAUUUGUUUUUGAGGAUAGGGAAAUUUGGUUCUCGCGGAAUAAUAUGGGCGAACGCCAUGAACUUGAAUCUCCGCAUCAUUUGGAGCUCCUGGUUCAUUAAAAAAUAUUUCCGAGAUCGCAAAGAUGGUUUUAAGAUAUCGGAAGCGCUACCAAACUACGAAUCUGUUGCGGUUGGUGUUGGAGCAUACGCUGUCAUGUGGGCGCUGCAACCCGGCCCUGAAUCUGAGCUCUGGGACAUCUUCAGAAUGCUCCUUGUUGGAGGAAUUUUUGCGGUCUCCAUGUAA
Molecule: messenger RNA, 1578 nt
Organism: Histoplasma mississippiense
Lineage: Eukaryota; Fungi; Ascomycota; Eurotiomycetes; Onygenales; Ajellomycetaceae
Exons: 2
Coding region: 1-1578 (525 amino acids)
Biological process (GO): dolichol-linked oligosaccharide biosynthetic process; glycolipid translocation
Cellular component (GO): endoplasmic reticulum membrane
Source: RefSeq, a predicted model, not a curated record